This is a messenger RNA of Desarmillaria tabescens, 3204 nucleotides long. RefSeq lists its product as uncharacterized. Lineage: Eukaryota; Fungi; Basidiomycota; Agaricomycetes; Agaricales; Physalacriaceae. The transcript is spliced from 19 exons. Bases 1 to 3204 code for a protein of 1067 amino acids. The record is from RefSeq and is a predicted model, not a curated record.
AUGUCUCCUGCGAUCCCACCUCCUCCGCAAACACAAGCGCUCUCGAGCAAGACGUUUAUUCCGCCUCCCUUGGAUGGUUCUCUGGCAUUACCAGAAAUAUACGACUGGCACCUCAAACAUAGUCCCAGCCAUAGGCUUUUUGUGUACACACAACAAGACGGAACACCGAGGACUAUUUACUGGCCUGAGGCGGUUCGGGCGGUUCAUGCCGGUGCAAAGUUAUUGAGAAAUCGUCUUGGAUGGAAGCCAGGCGCAAAUGAAAAGCCUGUCGUUGCCGUCUUAGCUAUAUCCGACACCAUCACCUAUUGGAUUACUCUCAUGAGCAUCAUGAAAGCCGACUACGUCGUCUUCCCCAUUUCUCCGCGCAGCUCCGCGGCAGCUGUCGCGCACUUGCUGGAAAAGGUAUCUGUGCGCCAUAUACUAGUUAGUAAAGAUCCUGCUAUGCAAGCCCUCGUGAAAGGCGCGCUGGACAUACUACAAAUGUCGGCAGAUCAUAAUAUUCUUCCCUUCAGUUUUCCCUCUCCUUCGCUUGAGGAUCUAUUCACGGACGCACCGAUAACAGACGAGGUGCCUUAUGGUCGGGGAAAACUGGACGAUGUUGUGAUGUAUAUACAUUCUUCUGGUUCCACAGCAUUCCCUAAAGCCAUACCAUUUAAUAAUCGACGAAUAAUUCAGAUGUCGUUGAUUCCUUACUUCAGUGAUCAAGACCUGACAAAUAAGGUCUUUGCGAUACAAGGCCUCCCCAUGUUUCAUCUCAUGGGAGUGCUACAGAUGAUCAUGAGCGCCUCGUCUGGCUUCGUUGUCGCAACCUUUGCGCCGCAUUCUCCGCCAGUCAUCCCUACUGCAGAUUCUAUAAUGGACAGCGCUCAGAAUACCAACUCUGAUUAUAUCUACUGCGUUCCAGCAUUCGCUGAAGCUUGGGCUCGCAAGGAUGAAUAUGUUAGAUGGCUUUCGGGACGCGGCAUUAUCUUUGGUGGCGGCAACCUAAACAAGAAUACGGGGGACUACCUUACAGCUCAUUCAGUCUCCAUUGACCAGAUUUAUGGAUCGACGGAAUGUGGGGGUGUGAAUGUCCUUUGCCCGAGUGACAGUAGGAAUGAUGACUGGGAAUACUUCAGAACGCCUAGCUAUCUUGAGGCCCAUAUGGUCCCAAAGGGAAAUAAUACCUUCGAGUUAGUUAUCUUUAGUAAUGACUGGAACACACUGGCGAUCUGUAAUACUCAAGUCAAGGGCCGAGAUGCCUACGCUACUUCAGACCUCUUGGAACCACAUCCUACGAAAGAGGGCUUCUGGCGUGUCUUUGGCCGGGUUGAUGAUCAGAUCAUGCAUAGCACAGGAGAGAAGACGAACGCAGGUCCACUAGAGGGUAUCUUGAACCAAGACCCUCACAUCGCCGGUUCUAUCAUGUUUGGUCGUGGAAGGUUUUAUGCAGGGGUGCUUGUCGAUCCUAAGCCCGAGUUCAAGAUCAAUCCCUCGGAUACAAAUCAACUUGUAGAUUUCAGGGAUAAGAUUUGGCCUACCAUUGAGAAAAUGAACAAAUUCGCUCCGAAACAGUCUCGAAUUUUCAAGGAGAUGAUUCUUGUAUCUAGCCCAUCAAAGCCAUUCACGUAUACUACAAAAAAUACAGCGCGUCGCAUCCCCGUCAUAGAGGAUUACGAGGACGAGAUACAAGCAUUGUACAGCAUGGUUGAAGACAACAUUCACGUCGACAUACCGCCUCCUUGCGAAUGGGAUGCGACUUCAUCUCUUGGUUUUGUCCGCGCCGUCGUCCGAUAUAUCCUCCGGCAGUCACUUUUCGAUGAAGACGAUCUAUUUGAAUAUGGAUGCGAUAGUUUACAAGCGACAUGGAUCCAAAACACUCUUCUUCAAGCCAUCCGUGCGACUGCUGAUCAUCGACAGACUACAGGCGUUCCAUUUGUAUACAAGUAUCCUACUAUUGGGCAACUCAGCCAAUAUAUCCAGUCCUUGGCUUUAGGCAAAAGUAUCGGUGUCGGCAUUUCCCCUUUGGAAAGUAUAGAGUCCAUGGUUGAUAAAUACACUGAUGAAUUGCUGGAACGCCGUCAUCCUACACUGACGACAUCCGGACCACAAAGUAUUGUCGUUCUUUUGACUGGGUCAACAGGUAGCCUUGGAAGCUACCUCUUGGCGGAACUUAUUAAAGAUUCUUCAAUUUCGCGUAUUUAUGCUAUCAAUCGACUAUGUGGAGGAGUCGAUACUCUUUGGCAGAAACAGAGACAGGCAUUCAUGGAGCGAGGAAUUGAUACGGCUCUCUUGAAAUCCUCCAAAAUAUUUCUGCUCGAGGGUGACCUCUCCUCUACAUGUCUCGGACUACCUGAGCUUUCGUAUAGAGAGUUGCUACGCUCUGUGACGCAUAUCAUCCACAAUGCUUGGCGCGUGGACUUUAAAGUUUCCUUGCGCUCCUUUGAAUCAAAUAUUAAAGGGCUCAGAGGGCUUGUUGAUCUUGCACUCUCUUCAAGUACGUGCGACCCUCCAGAGGUUAUUUUCAUAAGUUCCAUCGGCGUUCUACAAAAUUCCGAGAGUGACGGCCCUAUACUCGAGCGCUGUGUUGACGGGAAGAUAGCUGUCGGAAAUGGAUAUUCCGAAUCAAAAUGGGUCUCUGAAAGAAUUCUCGAGAUCGCUGGAAACAAGGCAGGACUAAUCUCUACCAUAGUACGACUUGGCCAGCUUUCGGGUGGCACGAAUGGCUGUUGGAACAAGAAUGAAUGGUUGCCAUUGAUAAUACGUAGUGCUACGGCUAUGAAAUGUCUACCUAAUGACGACAGGUCUGUAUCCUGGGUUCCGCUUGAUAUGGCUGCCCAAGUCAUCAGAGAUAUUUGUCGUUCGAAUCCCCACAAAAGGACCAGCCUGACCCGUGUCCUUCAUCUGGCGCAUCCUAAACCUACAUCAUGGGUCUCCAUUGCUUUAGCAUUAUCUGAUGCGCUCUCAGUUCCCCUUGUAUCGUACGGCGUCUGGGUCUCCAAACUCGAAAGCUGCACUGCAGCACCUGCGUACAAACUCCUCGAGUUCUUUCGGGCAUUAGGAACCAGUCAUCGUCCCAACGUCGAAGCGUUUGGGUUACCGACGCUCGAUUUAUCCAUGACUUUAUCUACUUCCUCCACCCUCUCGGAUCCGUGUUUACAGUCGCUAGGACCGACGGAUGCUAUACGAUGGUUAUCGCACUGGAACAAAGACGAAGGAAAUUGA